This is a messenger RNA of Epinephelus fuscoguttatus (brown-marbled grouper), 12897 nucleotides long. RefSeq names its product kinesin family member 21B (gene kif21b). Gene Ontology annotation, biological process: microtubule-based movement; mitotic spindle organization. Lineage: Eukaryota; Metazoa; Chordata; Actinopteri; Perciformes; Serranidae. The transcript is spliced from 35 exons. The record is from RefSeq and is a predicted model, not a curated record. Gene Ontology annotation, molecular function: microtubule motor activity; ATP binding; microtubule binding. The coding region runs from base 358 to 5466 and encodes 1702 amino acids.
UUCAACGUGAUCGCGUCUCUCACAGAAGCUGUGUGGUUUCUGAGCAGCGCUCACACGCCUCGCUCAUACGCACUUUAAACAGGAUGUAGCUGCUGAGACAGACUACGGAAAGACAGAAAAAGCGGGUUAAACACUGCGAUGUGACAGACACCAGUGAGCCAGAAAAUGCCCAGCACAGCGGAGGAGAAGAAGACAGGAGGAGUCCCGAUGAGGCAGCUCACCGCCGGCAGGUCUUGACGGCUGCUCCCGCUGACCUGAGACGCCCAGCACCACCGCAGCACCGUGCGGUCUACACACACUGAAAACCCAACAUAGCCGAAACACUCAACAUCCCAUCGGUGAACCUUAUAAACGACAAUGGCGAGCCAGGGCGACUGCUGUGUGAAGGUUGCACUGAGGAUUCGUCCUCAGAUGGCAAAGGAGAAGAUAGAGGGCUGCCAUGUGUGCACGCUGGUCACACCAGGAGAACCACAAGUUCUCCUGGGUAAAGACAAAGCCUUCACCUAUGACUUUGUGUUUGACAUCGAAUCAGAGCAGCAGCACAUCUACCAGACCUGCGUGUAUAAGCUCAUUGAGGGCUGCUUCGAGGGCUACAACGCCACAGUGUUCGCUUAUGGUCAGACGGGGUCGGGGAAGACCUACACCAUGGGGACGGGCUUUGAUAUGAGCCUGGGCCAGAAGGAGCAGGGCAUCAUCCCACGGGCCGUUCACCAGCUGUUUGAGGGAAUCAAGAACAGGAGGGUGCGCGCCCAGGAGACUGGCGGCCAGCCACCUGAGUUCAAAGUCAGCGCCCAGUUCCUUGAGUUGUACAAUGAAGAGAUCCUUGACUUGUUCGACGGAGCCAGAGAUCCAGAGAGUCGCAGCAGGAAGUCCAACAUUAAGAUUCAUGAGGACAGCAGCGGCAGCAUCUACACCACUGGAGUCACCUCUAGACUGGUGCAGUCAGAGGAGGAGCUGCUGCAGUGCCUGAAGCUCGGCGCUCUGUCCCGCACCACAGCCAGCACCCAGAUGAACGCCACAAGCUCCCGCUCGCACGCCAUCUUCACCAUCCACCUCUGUCAGAUGAGAGUGUGCCAGCAGGCUCAAAUGCAGAACGGCGGAGGAGGAGGAGGAGGAGGAGAGAACGGGGAGGUGAACGGCGUGGACUCCAGCCCCAUCGCUCAGCCAGAGUUCGAGACGCUGAUGGCCAAGUUCCACUUUGUGGACCUGGCCGGCUCUGAGAGGCUGAAACGCACAGGAGCUACAGGGGAGAGAGCGCGGGAGGGAAUCUCUAUUAACUGUGGACUGCUGGCACUGGGGAAUGUGAUCAGUGCUUUAGGAGACCAGACUAAGAAGGGAGGGCACGUCCCUUACAGAGACUCUAAGCUCACUCGUCUGCUACAGGACUCAUUGGGAGGCAACAGUCGCACAGUGAUGAUUGCCUGCGUCAGUCCAUCAGACCGGGACUUCAUGGAGACACUGAACACACUGAAGUACGCCAACCGUGCCCGAAACAUCAAGAACAAGGUGGUGGUGAACCAAGACAAGACCAGCCAGCAGAUCAGCGCCCUGCGUGCCGAGAUAGCCCGACUUCAGCUGGAACUGAUGGAGUACAAGGCGGGGAAGCGUGUGGCCGAUGAGGAUGGUUCAGAAGGCUACAGCGACCUGUAUCAGGAGAAUGCCAUGCUGCAGAGAGAAAACGACACACUGCGCCUCAGGGUGAAGGCCAUGCAGGAGACCAUUGACCACCUCAAUACACGUGUGACUCAUCUGCUGGCCAAUGAGGUCAGCACUCUGCUGACCAAGUCAAGUGAGGGCAACGAGGAGAUUGGGGCUUUAAUCCAGAACUACAUCCGAGAGGUUGAAGAACUUCGAACCAAACUCCUUGAGAGCGAGGCCAUGAAUGAGUCAUUGCGACGGCAGGUGGCCCGACUUUCUUCGCGUUCCCCAUUCCCUCAAUCCACUCUCAGUCCUGCCCCCGGCCACCCCCCUGGCUCCUCCCCUGCUCCUAUGUCCAUGGAGGCUGAAAUGACGGACGUGUUACGCAGGGCCAAGAUGGACAUCGAGAGGCUGAAGAAGAAGGAGAGGAGGCAGAGGAGAAUGAGUCCCGAGCUGGAGAAAGGUAUGAAGAAACGAGUCAAGCUGCACACUCAUGAGAAUGGAGAGAACGGGCAGAGUGGUGAAAACGGACAAAAUGGACAGAAUGGAGAGAUCGAUUCAGACGACAAUUACACCGAGGACAUCAUGUCUCCACUGCAGGAGGAAAGCGGCUGCGAUGAAGAUGAGGGGGAGGAUGAAGAGGAGGGCAGGGAGGAGGAGGACGGGUUUGACAGUGAUGAGAGCCUGGUGGAUUCAGACUCAGACUCUGAUGAGAAAGCCAACUUCCAGGCAGACCUGGCUGACCUGACCUGCGAGAUCGAGAUUAAACAGAAGCUGAUAGACGAGCUGGAGAACAGCCAGCGGAGGCUGCUGAUGCUGAAGCUGCAGUACGAGGAGAAGCUCAUUCUGCUGCAGAACAAGAUCCGAGACACUCAGCUGGAGAGGGACCGUGUACUGCAGAAUCUGAUGUCCAUGGAGAACUACACGGAGGAGACGGCCAACCGGAUCAAGCAGGACUACGAGAAACGUCUUAAGGAGAUGAACCGAGACCUGCUGAAGCUACAGGCGGCACAGAAAGAGCAUGCCCGUCUCCUCAAAAACCAGGGGAGGUACGAGCGGGAGCUGAAGAAACUCCAGACAGAGGUCAACGAGAUGAAGAAAGCCAAGGUGAUACUGAUGAAGCAGAUGAAGGAGGAGCAGCAGAGGAGGAGGAUGGUGGAGGCAAAGCGGAACCGUGAGAUCGCUCAGCUCAAGAAGGAGCAGCGACGACAAGAGUACCAGAUUCGAGCGCUGGAGUCUCAGAAGCGGCAGCAGGAGCUGGUGCUGCGCAGGAAGACCCAGGAAGUGACUGCCCUGCGGCGCCUCACCAAGCCCAUGUCAGACCGCGUGGCCGGGCGUGUGGCCCGCUGGAACCAGACUCCUCCAGUUACGGACUCUGGAGCUGAGUUAUCGGCCAGCACUACUGCAAGCAGCUCUGAACCCGAGACUGGGAGGACUGUGAGUGGGCUGGUGAGACAGUGGAACAACAAAAACAAUGUGUUCGGAUACAUGGCAGAGAGUGAAGGGAGCAUGGAUGGAACCAGGGUCAUUGGCAGUAGGAAGAAGUUGCAGCGUAAGCCAGCAGGCCUGGGUGUUGGAGCUGCGAACAGAGCUGGCAGCAUCUCCAAGUCUGCGCGUCAGAAGUGGCAAGCACUCGAACAUCGCAUUAUGGACAUUGUCAUGCAGAGAAUGACAAUCGCAAAUGUAGAAGCUGACAUGGAUCGCCUUAUCAAGAAGCGAGAGGAGCUGACAGUCCAGCAGGAAUCACUCUCACAUAAGAGGGAGGUACUCAUGGCAGAUGGGGAGGGACCAGAAGCAGAGGAUCGCCUCCUCCAGGAAAUUAACGAGGAGAUUGAGGUGCUGAACGCCAACAUAGACUACAUCAACGACAGCCUGUCUGACUGCCAGGCCACCAUUGUACAAAUAGAAGAGACCAAGGACGAGCUGGACUCAGUGGACACCUCAGUGGUGAUCAGUUCCUGCUCUCUGUCUGAAGCGCGCCACCUGCUGGACCACUUCCUGAAGGCUUCCAUAGACAAAAGUUUACAGGUGGCUCAGAAGGAGGCUCAGAUCCGACUACUAGAGGGUCAGCUGAGACAGACAGAUGUGAUUGGCUCAUCUCACAAUCACAUAAUCCUUGAUGCCCUGCGAGAGAAGGCCGAAUACAUCCCUGAACUCCAGGCGCUCAUUCACAAUGUACAGCAGGAAAAUGGCUAUGCCAGCACCGAUGAGGAGCCGUCUGAGUUCAGCCAAGCCUCUGACAGCAGUGUAUCUCAGAUGAAAGAAUCCAACAGCCAAGAUGAUUUCAAAAUAAAGAUGGAGCCUCGUCUGUCGGCUCAGAUGAAGGCAGUGUCUGCGGAGUAUCUGGGUCCCAUCCUGGACUUGUCGGGUGGCAAGCAGCAGCACAUCACCAAGUCUCUGGCCUCGCUUACGGAUAUCCAGGAGGAUGGCAUGAGCCUGGGGACAGCGAGUCUUGGGCUCAGCUUGGCCCUACGAGACCCUUACCACAGGGACAGGGCGUCCCGCACCAUCAGCCUGCCUGUCAGGGGACACACCUUUCCCAGGCAGUCUCGAGGUUAUGACACUUCCCCUCUAACAAGGAGGAAAUCUUACGACCGCGCGUACAGGCCCACUGACGGCUACACUCCCCCGUCCUCCCCUCCUCUGAGGACAAGGAAUGACCGCAAUGUCUUCUCUAGGCUCACCAGCAACCAAACCCAAGGUUCUGCUCUGGACAAGUCGGAUGACAGCGACUCCUCGCUCUCCGAGGUGCUCAGGGGUGUGAUCAAUCCCAUCGGGGGUGUGAAGGGGGGUCGGACGGCGCCCCUGCAGUGUGUCUCUGUAGCCGAGGGACAUUCAAAGCCAGUCCUGUGUGUGGAUGCUACAGAUGAGCUGCUAUUCACUGGAUCUAAAGAUCGUACCUGUAAGAUGUGGAACCUGGUAACGGGUCAAGAGAUUGUCACUCUCAAAGGCCACCCAAACAACGUGGUGUCUGUAAAAUAUUGUCCAUCCUCCUGUCUGGUCUUCUCUGUCUCCACCUCCUACAUCAAGGUGUGGGACAUCCGCGACUCUGCCAAGUGUAUCCGCACGCUUACUUCAUCAGGACAGGUGGUUUCAGGUGAUGCAUGUGCGGGCACCACCACCCGCACAAUAACCUUUGCACAGGGCGAGUGUCAAAUUAACCAGAUAGCCCUCAACCCAUCAGGAUCUGUGCUCUACGCUGCUGCUGGAAAUAGUGUUCGCAUGUGGGACCUCAACAGGAUGCAAGGAAUGGGGAAGCUGACAGGCCACAUCGGUUCUGUCAUGUGUCUGACAGUGGGACAGUCUCUGCUGGGCAAAGACCAAGUAAUCACUGGCUCCAAAGACCAUUAUGUCAAGGUCUUUGAUGUGGCAGAGGGAACUCUGGGUAAUGUAGGUCCAGCUCAUAACUUUGAGCCACCUCAUUAUGACGGCAUCGAGUGUUUGGCUGUACAGGGAGAUGUGCUGUUCAGCGGGUCGAGGGACAACGGCAUCAAAAAAUGGGACCUGGAGCAGCAGGAACUCACUCAGCAAAUCCCCAACGCCCAUAAGGACUGGGUGUGUGCUCUGGCAUACGUCCCGGGCCGGCCCAUGCUGCUGAGCGCCUGUCGGGGCGGCAUGCUGAAGGUGUGGAACGUAGACAAUUUCACCCCCAUAGGAGAGGUCAGAGGUCACGACAGCCCCAUCAAUGCCAUAUGUACCAACUCAAGACAGAUCUUCACUGCAUCCAGUGACUGCAGGGUGAAGCUGUGGAGCUAUGUGCCAGGCUUGACCCCAUGUCUUCCUCGACGGGUCCUGGCCAUAAAGGGCCGAGCCACCAGCCUCCCAUGAUUGCCUCCUCUCCGCUCACCAUUCCUCCCUUCCUCUGCGACAAAACAGUGAAGAUCUGGUCGUCAAAGGUGUGGAGGAAGAGGUGACGACCGUAGCGGCUCUUUUGUCAGCCAUCUUGCCGCAACUUCAGCCACUGAUCUGUGACCUGCUCGCUUCUAGUAAUGAGACAGAAAAAGCCAUUUUCAAGGCAAUCGAGGUGUUUUUUUCAUUGUCAAGGUGCAAAAUGACAAAGCCGAGGUGGAAUAUCUAUUCAAAGGCCUUUCAGAUUUUUUUUUACUGCCAAUUUGAAAGUGCCAUUCAGGUGUGAUGCUACUCAGACAAAAUAAACCACAUCCUCCCAGCGAUGGAUUCACCAGGCGGAACGAUUUCUCUUUCCCCGCCAUGGAAACUACCACAGCCUGGUAUUAAAAGGAAAAGAAAAAGUGUCCUUCUGUUCUUCCAAGGUUUUAGAAUCCUUGUGGAGCAGCGAGAGAUGGAUUUGCUCAUGUGUCUUUUGACUGAAAGUCAAGACACAGGCCGAAUUUAAAUCCCAGAGGGACGUUACCUAACAACUGGGACAGCUAUUUCCUUUUGCCCCUCCAUUGUGAACUGUCAGUGUUCGCUGGUGUUGUCACUGUUCUGAUACUGAACACAUUGGAGGGUCAUGCGAUGGGUUCAUAGAUCUUGGAUCACUGGAAAGUUAAAAGAAACACCACUUGAUAUUUUGUUUUUCACUCCAGAAACGCCCUCCAAUCACCUUUAGUUCAAAUCGCUCUCAGUAUGUCAAUGAAACUUUAUUGCGUUCCACAAGUCGUGUUAAUUUUUUUUAAUGACUUUUACUAAUUUAUUAUUCUCCCUACCUCAGUUGUUUUGGACUUUGGCAUGAGGUGGGAGGGAACAUUUUUACGGGUCUCUGUGUACAAACACCUGGUGCUUGACAUUUUGAUGUCUUUAUUUAAUGCCUGGCUCUUCAUCUCUGUGUGGAUGUGUCCUCUGUGGCCCUCUGGCUAUAAGACUGUCUAGCUGCUGACCCUGCAAACAGGAAAGCACACGUCCAGCAGCACAACUAAGGUAGCACUGGCCCCCGGAGAAUCUGACCGGAUUUUAAUAUCUGCUCUGUAAAGUGCUAACUGCAGCAAAAAAGAGAGAAAAAACACCCCUGCAGACGCACAUGACACAAACAGUACAUACCUACAGCACACACUCCUGAGACAUUUUUGAGUCAGGUACUCCAUUGAGGCCAAAGUGCCAGAUCAUUAUCUCAACCCUCCUACAGUGUGUGGCUCAUACCUGCCAUUUAUCCUCCACGCAAAUGGUAAUAUGAGCCCUACCAGCUCCCCCCCAAACUCCUCCUGCUUUCAGCUCCUCUCUGAUCUUUAAGGUAAGCGACUGUAUCAGACUGACCAGCCUUACCGAAGAGUCCACCUCCUUCCCAGCUACUGAACUUCUCUGGGAAGCCAAUUUAAUUAGAGGUCCCGCAGCUCUACCGGCUGCUUUUCAGGCAAGAUUACUCGGGUGAAAGUAGGUCAUAACUGAGAGGGAUUUCUUAUUAAAAUCCCAGUUUUUCUUCCACCCACUAUUUGCUGCUACAUUUAAAGAGCGGGAGAAACUUCCUGUACCCGUGCACUGAUGUACAAAUCUGUUUAUGUUGUGGAUUAUGUGUGGGCAACACACACGCGCAUAUGCACAAACCAUGGACAUGCACGCACACACACACACACAAACACACAAGAUUUCAGUGGAUGUUUCGGUUAUCCAUCUUGCCUGAUGGGUCUUGGCAUCCCUCACUGUGUUGAUUUAGUGUCUCUUUAAUGAAACAAAUUCAGCACUGCACUGACACACACAUUAUGCACAUGUAUUCACACUCCUACAGGCAACAGUAAUAACCCAAGUCUUAAAAAUCAGUUCAGUUAUCUUUGUGUUCUGAAUAUAGAUAAUAGCAAGCAUUCACACCACUUUCAGUUUAUGAUCUUGGGCUUUUUUGUGUCACUUCAAAAUGACAAGCAGUGUUUAAAAGCUUCCUGUCACACAGACGUUUCAUGGUGUGUUCAUACCGAACGCAAGGUGAAUUUUCGCGCCGCGUUACUUGUGUGAAUACGGAUGCUGGAGAGUUUGAGUAUUUUGCAACUGACAAAUAUUUUCCCGGAACAAUUAUGCAAACUAAUAAGCUAAAGGCUAAGUUGGUUUGCAGUACAAACGACAGCUGGAAUCAAGUGAUGUCAACACGGUAAACAUGGAGGCUCUGAAUGCUCUGAACCAGCAUGAACCAAGAAGGCAACACUCUUAUUUUUCAUACUGUCACAACAGCACACUACUACUCCACUCCUUCUAUUUAUACUUUCCACAAUAAAAGACCAACUGACUCAGAGCAUUCUGCGAAAGAGAAAUUCAACAAAACGCAAGUCACAAAUGCAUAUUUUCAGAACUUACAUGUAGUCUUAAGGCUUCAGUAACUUAUCUCCAAGGCCUCUCCUUGUUUUUUUCUGUCGUACAGUACAACAUUAGUUGGUGGAGCUCUGGGUGCCUACAAAUGGUGACACUGUUUGUCCUCCAUAACCGUGGAUGCUCUCAGUGUCAACUUAAGACUUAAUACCUAUGGCAUCACAAAUUUUAGAUUUAGCACUCAAGCAUUUGGAUUUAGGAGAGAGUUGCUCAUGUUUCUGAAUAUUUUUGGACUGUUUUAGACCACAGGAAUAACAUGUAUACAUUUUGAAACUAUGUAACCUCGCUGUGCGAAACACUUGCUUUGCGUCCGAUGUGAACACACCAUUACAGCUUAACGAAAACAUUCACCAAUUCAUGUCUGUCAGUAUCAAAAUAUCACGACGCAGUUUAAUUUUUUCAGCUCUUAAAUCUCACUUCUUCUGUUGGAAAAACAAAAGGAAAUUUAGUGAACUCUUCCGUACAAAAGACCCAGAAACAUGUAGUUUAAUUAAACAAAGUUAGGAUCAUAAAACAGCAGUCACAGAUGCUGAAGUCAGUUAAUACUUUAAACAUACUUUCUGCAAAUUCUCCUCUAAGAGGGAGUACGCACUGCUGACUGUUGAUGUAGCCAAUAUGGGUUUGAAGCUGCUUACAUUAUCCAAAAGCAAUUAUAUGGGGUUUUUUUUUGUUUGUUUUAUAUUGGGGGACGGGGACGGGAAGGGGGGCAGUGAUUGCAAAUGUGUGUAUGGGGGUAAUUUGUUGAAGCGUUCUUGGUUUUAAUAUUUUGCCAUGCUUAGAAACUCAGGUAAAGGUUGAAGGAUAAUGUCAGUCAUUACUUGACCUGUGAUUUUAGGUAGCUCUUUGAAUCGACCAAAUGCCUUGUUUGAGAGAUUUGUUUUUUCACUUUGAGAAAGAAGGUACUAUCAUGUAUUACCCCUUUUUGUAGGAAAAAAAAAGACUCAUUUACAUAUUUUGCUUUCCCCUUUACUUAUUAUCUAUGUAGUGUGCUUUUCUGUACAAAAUGUACACAUCUUAAAUGACAUCUUCCAAAUCUGGCCAAAGCUGAAAGUCUUGCAACUCUGAGAAGAUGUGCACUGAUUUUUGACCGUAAUUACUUGUUUAAAAUAUGUAUAAAAUAUGGUAAUUGUAUAGUAGUUAAACCUGAGUGUGCGGUACAAAUUGUGGUCAGUAGGGAAAUUAACCUCCAUAACGUAACAUAAUGGGUUAUACUUUGACCUCGAGUGAGAAUCCACUGGGCCCUUCAUCGUACACUAUGUAUUUAUCUGUGCUCAUUAGCCAAACUGACCCUGCUCACCAGCUCUGUGGUGUGUUUCAUGUGAUAACAAUGCUAAGACAGCCUUUAUCGCAGUUUUUUUUAUUCUCUUCUUCAGACUGCUAUUUAUUGCUAGAGAAGAUCUCGUAGUACUGUAGCUUUAGGCGCUCUCUUUUAGGUGCCCUGUGCUUGUACAUUUGCUGAAGGUUGCAUGAUGUUGGUGGUGCUUAUCGGUUGAUUGGUCACCUCAAAACAUAGCAAUUUUAUUGGCAAUUAUUUCCCCCUGCUAUUGUCAAUCUUAAUGCUUAACACCUGAGUGGAUUUGCUAUCAGAGUCUAGAGGUAUUCAGCCUGUUGUUUGGAUUCUGACACAUUGACAGUCAAGUAAAAUAUGUAGCAAAAAAUUCUGAACGUGCUUCACAUAAGAUGCUUGCUUAGAAGUUUCAUUAAAGCCAAGUAGAAGCCCUAAAUUAUUAUCUGGCCUUGGAUCAGCUCCACCCAAAGUUACCCUGAGUUCUGAGGCUUUAAUUCUGCCGAUGUCAGCACCACUUCAUGACUUGAUGAUGUGUAAAUAGGUGUGUCAUACCUUGUUUAAUAUUACAGCGGAGUUUCAGUCAAGGUUAGCUGACGUCUUCCUCAUCAGCUGGCCUCACAGUAAUCUCUGCAAGUUAGGAUUUACAUGCACUUUGGAGAAGGAACACUGCUGUGAAUACUCUGUGAACUGUUUUCCAGAUAUGUAUUAAGCCUAGAUGUAGACUUAGUUUACAAAGACAGAGUUUACGAGUCCCAAACGAGGCUUCAAGCUGGAGUGCAGGAUUUUUGUCUCCCCCAUGUGGCAGUGAAAGUAAUUACAUAAUCACUGUUGAUGCAUGUUUACGACGUACACCUGCAGGAGCUCGCAGCAUCUCCCCCGACCCCUGAAGUGUUCUCUUCCAGUCUUUUUUGAUCGUUCCUCUGAACGCUGAUUUUCUUUUUUAUCUGGAGCAUCCAUUUUCUUGGCUGCUUCUUAGGAUCUACCGCAGUAGCUUCCACCAUACUCCUGGAGUUGCUGCUCCAUCACUAUGGUCUCUCCACCGUUCUGCCCCGUUUAGCUCUGGCUGGUUGAUGUGAAAUGCAUCACCAGCGCAGGAAAGUUGCCACAAACACUGCAACCCCAGUAUACUGUGAAAUACAAAGAGCUUUCCCUGAUGACGAUGGGCUUAAUCAGCACUGUGUGAACUUGUUUGGUAAGGGCUUGAAUGUAACGGACAUUCAUUUAUAUGUAAAAGUCCCGCACUCCAUCUUUAAAGCACUGAAAUUGUACCGAACAUCUGUUUAACUCUACAGUAGGUUUAGAAGUCAAUGAUAUUAAUGUUUGUGCUGAGACAGUAUGUAAGAUAACAGUCAACACAUAGAAAGACAGUCCCCAGUACGUCCCUUCCUGUAAAGUUCCCUUUUUAUAGCAAACGUUACCUGAGAAUGAUAAUUUUCUUUCUGACAGAGCAGCAUGCACACCUUUGUAGACACUCAGGAGAGUCCAUCUCCAUCCUUAUUUCCCUGGCUGUCUGCUGGUAUUCGGACAUUUUUCUUAAUAAUACUGACCACAAACAGGUCAUAUUACUCUAUGAAAGAUAUAAUCGGAGACACAGAAUGACAACCUCUAACCUUAAUUUAUUUCUCCUGCAACAAUCAACUGCAGAAAAAUCCUACCUGAUGAAAUGUCCAUUCAGGAAGGAACAUUAUCACAAUAAAUGUGCCAUGUAUUGAGCAUGAGGUAUUGUUUGAUUGGUAACCCUCUCCAAUCCCAAAUUGGUACACCAGCUAGUGAGAAUGUCCUGUGGCCAAAUGUUUAAAAAAAAAAAAAAAAAAAAAGGGAGUGGGGUGGGGGGUCCCCAAGCCUUUGUUCACACGUAGUUUCAAUUGGAAAGCUGUUUGACCAAAGCUAAAAAUCACUUGAACAGCUGCUGCCUUGCUCUUAAAAGCCACAAUGUGGAACUAAAAUGUCUGAAUUUAGUGCCCCCAAGAAGUGGUAAGUAACAAUACACAUGUGGAUGUCACCUGGGGACACAGAAUCAAUUGACCAUUUGCUAAGCCCCGCCUCCUCAGCUACUGUUGCUAUGCCUGUCAAGAUGUCCUUCUAGUGCAGAACUUAUGCAUUUACAGUAGCUUCUAUUUUACACAGACAUAACAAAAGCAGAUAUAUACCCUGCCUAAAACAACUUCUAUGCCUUAGUGUUUGUAUUUUCAAACGGUGAGCUUAAUUUUGACCAAAGAAAAGGAUUUUAGGAUAAGGAAAAACUGAUCCAUUUGGCAGACAUUGAUACUAUAGGUUUGGCUGGAGUUUCAGGAGCAUAAACUUCCAGUAUCGAUAUUCAACACUCUGAUGUAGUCAGGGGUUCAACUGGGUAGCACAUAAGCUCUACUUGCCCACUAAAGUACAUACAAUCUGAAUUCCAAUUUUCAUAUCAGGCUGGUGGCCAGCUGCAAUGCUGUAACCCAUGUAAGGACAGCAACAGAAAGUUUGAUGAUCCAUUAGGGAGUCAGUAUGAUCUGGGAUCAGUAAGUCUGGCCAAAUUACCUAGCUGCGGAAUGGUACGUUUUCAGCUGUAGUCUCCUAGUGGCUGGAGGUGAGGCAGAGGGAGCUUAAUCCCUGGAUAUAGUAGCACCACCCUCCAAACUCUUUAUAUAUGGAGUUAUGUUAAUAUUAGAGCCUCUGCACACUGUUUUGGCAUGUGGAGGAAAAAAACAAAGCUUGACAGGUCCAUGGUGCCCUAGUUACAGGGGGUGCGGGGUUUAGUGUAUGGUCAUUUCACUAAAGGCAAAAUAAAGACUGCACCUAUUUUUCAAGGCAAAAACAAAAAAAAAAUAUCAAUGUAUAGUUGGUGUAAGCAGUCUGUUCGGUAUUAGAUUUUGGACCAUGGGAUAGAUACAGUAGGAGAGCUGCCAGUCAAACUGAUUGUGUGAUUACCGCCUGAAGCAUUUCCAGCACAGCCCUGCCCAACCAUCUUAUGACCACUAGGAAAUAGUCAGCUCAGCUACAGCCUCGUGCCUCAGCCAACAGGCCUUACUGCCUUAAAGAAACAGAAUGUGUAUGUAGGACAUUGAUAAUCAUUCACUUAAUAUCCCGAAUCUGUAACAGACGUAUUUUGAAGAUUGUAGAUUGUCCUACAGAUUGUGAAAUUCUGUUCUAAGCCAGACAACGUCUCAGCUCGCUCUAUCAGUACGGCUGAAAAGACUUUCAACUCUGCCUCAGGCUGCUGAGGGGAUGGGAUCGCAUUUAGACACAAUCAAGAGGGCACUUUACUGCUUUGCUGCUCGGCGGCGAAUCACUAUCACACACCAACACAGGCGGCUGCUCGAGUAAUCUUUCUCAAGGCGUGCGUUGUCAUCUUGAGGAUAUGGUAAUACAAUAUGUGGCAGUGUCUGUGAAAUAUGUACUCAUGGGACAUAAAUGCAGGGUCAAAGGUCAUUUGUGCCUUUUAUUGCACAGACUACUCCCUCUUAAAUGAGUGUAAAUGUGUGUACAGUUUUUUUUACAUAACAAUGUGCAUGUGACCAAGCCAUGUAAAAUAUCUGACUGUAAAUAAUGUAAGUAAAUAUUUAAUGAAGGAUCCAACAUUCGCUCAAGAAAAUAAAUAAGUUAAAAACUGUCCUUUGUGUCAUCUGGUGUAAAUAUUAUUUGUAGUCUGGAUUGUGAAAUAAUUAUGAGAUUACACUUCUGUAAUUAUCUUACAAGAAUUUGUUUUUUUAAUUAGAUUAAUUGGGGGGUUUAUAAUA